This is a messenger RNA of Hibiscus syriacus, 1464 nucleotides long. Its product is annotated as protein TPX2-like. Gene Ontology annotation, cellular component: mitotic spindle; nuclear microtubule. The record is from RefSeq and is a predicted model, not a curated record. Gene Ontology annotation, molecular function: microtubule binding; protein kinase activator activity. Bases 359 to 1270 code for a protein of 303 amino acids. Gene Ontology annotation, biological process: activation of protein kinase activity; regulation of mitotic spindle organization; mitotic spindle assembly. NCBI's taxonomy places the organism in Eukaryota, Viridiplantae, Streptophyta, Magnoliopsida, Malvales, Malvaceae. The transcript has 17 exons.
AACUGAGGAGGAGCAAUUUUAUUCCAUCGAAGAAUCGAUUGAGGUUGGACAAUUUUUUGAUAUCGAGUACGAGUUCGAUGCACCUCAAUGCUUUGAUUUCAGUUGCCCAGAAACUGAUUGGGAGGCUAAAGAAGCCGAACUUUGGUUUGAAUCAGCUGGAAGCUAUCCGUCUUCGCCUUUGGUAAUAAAGUUGAAAUGGAGAUAUGAAUGUGACGUAAAUGAGGUUGGAGAACAUGACAAUGGCUCAACAGAAUGUGAUGAAUAUAAUGGAGAAACAUGUGAUAGGUGCUGCGAAGGUAAUCUAGGGCCCAAAACUGAUUCUCUGGUCAAGGCAUCUCUAUCUAGUAGUUCAACAUUGAUGAAACCUACAGCAAGUUACUUGGCGAAGCAAAAUCAAUCUCGAAUGGUUCUUUCCAAUCAAUUUCAGAAAAGCCUACAAAAGCCUGCUGACAGAUUCAAUAAGAGUCUUUCCUGCAAUGAAGAUGAUGCUACCAAAAGACAAAAGCUGGAAGAAGGUUACUUAUUCAAGGCUGCCCAUCUAAAGCAUCAAUCUAAGUUUGUGCUCAAGAAACUACAAACAGUCCAAUCCCUUGAUAGUGUUCAUAUUAAACCUAAAGUCACAAUUCCAAGAGAACCAGAGCUAAAAACAGCAAUAAGGGCUCAGAGACAUAGGUCUAAAGAUAAGGCAGAGUCAGAUGGAAAUGCAAAAUCAAAUGUUCCUUUGUUUAAAGCACUCCCCUUAAACAGAAAAAUUCUUGCUGCACCUUCAUUGCCCCUUCCCAAGAAAAGCCUGCCUCAGCCACCAGAGUUUCAGGUGUUUCAUCUAAGGACAUCCGAGAGAGCCAAGCAGCAUGCAUAUAAUACGGCAAUGAAAGUAGCUAUGUAUGUGUCAACUUCAAGAAAUGAAAACACAAGCCUCAGAAACUUCAAGUCUAUCAAUUCAUUAAAGGAGGAGAAACAUGAAGCUGUUAACAAAUCCAAAGCUUGUUCUCCUAAUAAGAAGGUAACUUCUAGUAAAGGUGUCCUUCAGAAUAUGAACAAAAAAACAGCCACAACGAGGCUUCCAGAUGAACCAUCAAAGGAACUAUUAAAUAAGGGAUUGAAAGAGAAUGACCCAGGUACUCUGCUUCUGCAGCAUCAGAUCGUUGAAGUGGUCAAAGAACAUUUCCAAAAGAAGGGAAAAUUGCAAUACCAGUGUAGAAGAGAAGAGAAUAUCGGAAAUGGGCGACAAGAUAACAUUAGCAGGAGAUUGAGAUUGCAUGUAGUCUGAAAUCCCUAUGUAGUUCUGGUCGCCACCUUCAUCUGGAGCUUCAAGCGGGCAAAACAGUAAGCAAGUUUUUGUUGGCAACAGUGUAUACUUAUAUAUAAAUAAUUGAAUUGUAUUUAUUCAUUGAAAGAAAAGAAAAGAAAAGAAAGCUUUUGAAAGAAAUAGCAAUGUACAGCAGACGUGAGAUUUUUUGUUAG